This is a messenger RNA of Microtus ochrogaster (prairie vole), 2052 nucleotides long. RefSeq names its product serpin family E member 2 (gene Serpine2). Gene Ontology annotation, molecular function: serine-type endopeptidase inhibitor activity. Lineage: Eukaryota; Metazoa; Chordata; Mammalia; Rodentia; Cricetidae. The record is from RefSeq and is a predicted model, not a curated record. Gene Ontology annotation, biological process: negative regulation of plasminogen activation; negative regulation of endopeptidase activity.
GCCCGGCCGGCUAGUGCUGUGGUUGCACGGGAGCGCGGGCUGCACGCGUCCCCGCCGCUGCGCCGUCCUCCCUCCGGGCUCCGACCGCCACCUGGGGAUCCAAGCGAGGGCGGGCUGUCCUUGUUAGAAGGCACCAUGAAUUGGCAUUUUCCCUUCUUCGUCUUGACCACAGUGACUUUGUCUUCUGUGUACUCCCAGUUCAACUCUCUGUCUCUGGAGGAACUAGGCUCGGACACGGGGAUCCAGGUUUUCAAUCAGAUCAUCAGGUCACGGCCUCAGGAAAACAUUGUUGUCUCCCCACAUGGGAUCGCAUCCAUCCUGGGCAUGCUGCAGCUGGGGGCUGAUGGCAGGACGAAGAAGCAGCUCACGACGGUGAUGAGAUACAGCGUAAACGGAGUUGGUAAAGUACUGAAGAAGAUCAACAAGGCUAUAGUCUCCAAGAAGAAUAAAGACAUCGUGACCGUGGCCAAUGCUGUGUUUGUCAAGAACGGCUUUAAAAUGGAAGUGCCCUUUGCCGCCAGGAACAAAGAGGUGUUCCAGUGUGCGGUGCAGAACGUGAACUUCCAGGACCCAGUCUCUGCCAGCGAUUCCAUCAAUUUUUGGGUGAAAAACGAAACCAGGGGCAUGAUUGACAACCUGCUUUCCCCAAAUUUGAUCGAUGGCGCCCUCACCAGACUGGUCCUUGUCAAUGCAGUGUAUUUCAAGGGUUUGUGGAAAUCCAGGUUUCAACCCGAGAGCACAAAGAAACGGACCUUCGUGGCAGGUGAUGGAAAACCCUACCAGGUGCCCAUGCUGGCCCAGCUCUCCGUGUUCCGUUCUGGGUCGACCAGCACCCCGAAUGGCUUAUGGUACAACUUCAUUGAGCUGCCCUACCAUGGUGAAAGCAUCAGCAUGCUGAUCGCCCUGCCCACCGAGAGCUCCACCCCACUCUCAGCCAUCAUCCCCCACAUCAGUACCAAGACCAUCGAUAGCUGGAUGAACACCAUGGUACCCAAGAGGAUGCAGCUGGUUCUGCCCAAGUUCACAGCUGUGGCACAAACAGAUCUGAAGGAGCCACUGAAAGCUCUUGGCAUCACUGAGAUGUUUGAGCCAUUGAAGGCAAAUUUCGCAAAAAUCACAAGGUCAGAAAGCCUUCAUGUCUCCCACAUCUUGCAAAAAGCAAAAAUUGAAGUCAGUGAAGAUGGAACCAAAGCUUCAGCAGCGACAACUGCAAUCCUAAUUGCAAGAUCAUCACCUCCCUGGUUUAUAGUAGACAGGCCUUUCCUGUUUUUCAUUCGACAUAAUCCCACAGGUGCCAUCUUGUUCCUGGGGCAGAUAAACAAGCCCUGAAGAAUAGGCAGAAGAAACCCACGCAAAGCGAAGAUGACUUUGUUCUGAAGAAGACUCCCUUCUCCACAUCUUUCAUAUUUCUGUUAAAUAUUUUUGUACACCGCUUUUUUUUUUUAAACUGGUUCAUCGCAACGGUUCAGUGAUGCAAGUGUUUCUGGUCAGGGCUGUGUCGGAAGAAAGGGCAGGAUGGCUGGGAUGCGGCUGUCAAGAAUGAACGGGGGGCUUCAAGACGUCCAACAGAGUUCCUUAAACUACUGAUCAGUUACCUAGAUUAACAACCGCUUUGAGUAUUUGCUGUCUAUCCAGUUCAGGACUUCCGUUUCGUUUUUGUUUAUAUGUGUGACUUUCCAGGAGAAGUUUAAUCAGUGUGACAGGAGGGAAAAAAAAAAACAUUUUAUAGUUCUUUUUAUGGGAAAAACAUCAUUUGCCUUUUUGAUUCCCCCCCCCCCUCCUCACUUCCACCCAAAGGCUUGAAGGUGGUAAGGGGUGGAACUAGCGAAAGCUGUAGCCUCUUCGUGUGUUGUUUUUGUUGUUGUUGCUACGGUUGUUUUAUAUAACGCAUGUAUCCACUAAAAUAAAGUUUGAAAACUAACGUCUCGCUAGACACAAUUUGCUGUCAAGCCACGCACCCGUCACUACUGGUCCGUACUCUUUGGAUUGGCAUUUUUGUAUUUUGUACAGAGUAAGAAAUAAAGUGUUACGAGUAGUAGAAAUUUAAAAGAA